Messenger RNA from Panicum virgatum (switchgrass), 6635 nucleotides. RefSeq lists its product as uncharacterized. The transcript has 34 exons. Gene Ontology annotation, molecular function: cysteine-type peptidase activity. The record is from RefSeq and is a predicted model, not a curated record. The coding region runs from base 1578 to 3974 and encodes 798 amino acids. Gene Ontology annotation, biological process: proteolysis. Lineage: Eukaryota; Viridiplantae; Streptophyta; Magnoliopsida; Poales; Poaceae.
UGUAUUCGCUGUUGUUUUUGUCUCCUGAUCGUCGUCGAUUUACUUUGUUGAAGGUUUUGUACGAUUUUGGGGCCAGACGAGCUCAGAUUUGACGGAGAUUCAGUUUUGGGGGGAGGGGGUGAGCAAAAGGUGCAUUCGUCUGUUUGUUGUCGAUUUUUGGGUUAUUAUGUUGGAUGUUUUGUACCAUUUUGGGCAAGACGAGCUUACAAUUUGACGGAAUUCGAGUUUUAUGUGAUUAGCUCGGGUGAUUUUUGAAAUUUAUUGGGGGGCGGGGGCAUGGCAUCGACAGUAUAGUGGAGAAAUUGCAGAGCAUAGAUGCGAGUUUUGCACAGGGUAUAUGUGUUGCUUAGGUACAUGCGAUUUUGCACGGAUUAUCUGGUUGAGUUCAAUUGGAAUUAGCUUGGUUAUUCUCACACACUCAAUUUUUGUAAAUUAGGAUGAGUUUUUAUAUUGGAUUACGCUGCUUGUCUGUGAGGUGGGUUUGUGUGGGGAUGUUGGUGAUUUAGUUUCAUUUUUCCAUGAACAGUAUGUUUCCUCCUCUGUUCGUCGUCGAUUUUGGUUUAUUUUGUUAAAUGUUUUAGACCAUUUUUGGGCGAGACGAGCUCACAAUUGAUGGACAUCCGAGUUUAUGCAACGAACUCGGGGUGAUUUUUGAAAUUUAUUGGGGGUGGGGGUGGGGGCAUGGCAUCGAUAGUACAGUGGAUAAAUUGCAGAUUGUAGAUGCGAGUUUGCACAGGGCAUAUGCGACUUUUUGCAUGGAGUGUCAUGUGGUUGAGUUCAAUAGGAAUUAGCUUGGUUAUCCUCAUUGGUAGAGUCUGUAUACUAUGCGGAUUACGCUUGCGAUUUUUGAAAUUCUUUUUGUGGAAUAUGGGCAGGGUGAGAGGUGACUGGGGUACACACGAAUCUACUGAUAUCCAAGUAUUACUGGAUAGCGUUUUUGGAUUUUGCGAGUCAGUGCACAUCUACUUGUCUGUGAGGUGGUCUAUGGGGAUGGGGCGAGAGAGAGCAGGGCCCUCAAAUGGCUUAGGCGAAUAUGAGGACACCCAAGGUGAAGGCUUGCAUGAUAUGGAAAAUCAAGAGGGAUGCUCUAAGGACAAUGAUAUGCUGAGCUCAGAUUUAUCAAUUGGCUCUGAUUCUAGCAGCAGUGAUGGUGAUACAAAUAUGCAGAAGUUGUAUGCUCGUGAGCGUGCUAAGUUGAAGGAUCUGAAGCGCAAGAUUGAAAAGUCACUUCAUACCAAUGCCCAUCAUGAGAAUUUUGCAAAUUAAAGGAUGCUUUUACCAGAUUCUCUGUUAAGUUGUACUCAUCUGUCCUUGAUGCACUUGAUGAAUAUCAGAAGUCUGUUAUCUCAAAAUAUGGGCUUGCAUCUUUGCUACUAUUCCAGAAAUGCACUGUACCUAACAAAUUCGCAAAGUGGCUUGCACGCCAUGUGGAUUGGAAGUCGUCUCAGAUCUCUAUUAAUGGAAAUGUUGCCCCUCUCACCCCUGAGUAAGUUCAUCUUGUAUUGGGUUUGCCGAUUGGUGGCAAUUCAUUUCCACCCAUUGCUACUUCUAAUUCUGUGAAGUCUAAGAUUCUAUCAAUGUUUGGCAAGAAUUCAAUGCCUCAAGUGCACUUCUUUGCGAACAAGCUAAUAAACAGAGAUCCCAUGUCUGAUCAGGAGAUAGUUAUAUGUUUCAUGCUCGUAGCUUUGAAUAGUUUUCUCUGUCCAAAUUCAUCUCUUACACCAAGCUCCAGUUAUCUCGGUGCAUUUGAUGACAUUGAAAAGGUUAAGGAUUUUGACUGGUCGAAGCUUGUAUUGGAUUGGUUGCUAGAAAAAGUUAAAGAUUUCACUAGAAGUAGCAAGGUUCAAAAGACUCUUGGUGGUUGCCUAUACUAUCUGGCUGUAGUUUAUCUUGAUUCUAUUGACUUUGGGAACCGGCAAGUGCUUGGUGGGAUGCCAUGGAUUGCAUUUUGGAAGGAUAAAAUGAUCAAAACAUUUUCUGAGCUUGAUAGCACUGGACCACGGUAUGGACAUAGGCAGCUCCUUUGCCCUACAAAAACUUGUUAUGCAAAGCAUUUAAUAGAUACAGGAAAUGAUGCAUCAUCUUCUGUAGCUAAUUCUGAAUUCAAGUUGAAGCUUGAUGAGUGUUGUGGGGGCCAGUUGCUAGAAUGCUUGAAGAAUGAUAUAUGCAAGCUGAUGAACACAUUCAUGCAGAAAUCAAUUGGUUCCGCUAAUCUGGAUGUUAGCCUCAUUGGGGAUGCACUUGAUGAAAUGAGAUCUACUAUAUCAAGAAUUCUGAAUCAGUUUCGAAGUGUUGAUAGUGCUGUCCAGCAUCUGGUGCUAGAAGUGUUGGAACUAGUUCAUGGAUUCAAUAAUCGUGCUGGUAAUGAUGACUCAAUCAGGCUGGAAGUUUCAAAGGAUACCUCUGCAUAUGAUCACCAUGCAAACACAUCAGCUGGUCAGGACCAUUUGACUGAAGGCACUAUAAAUGUGAGGCAUAAUCAUAACAGCCUAACAAGACACGUGCCAAUCUCUUCCACAUUUGUGUCUCCACGGCCUGUUCAUACAUUUUCAUCUAGACUGCCAAGAUGUGCUCCCUCAGCAGGUGUUUAUGAGCAGAUGAAGGCAAGAUCUGAACUUUGCCGCAAUUAUGCCACUGAAACAGAAAUUGCAUCUUUGAGGGACCCCAGAUGCAUUAUUAGUGAUGAUGAAGGUAGUCGACCACCCAAGAAGGCUAGGUCCUGUACUCCAGCAAAAAAGGCAGUGUCACCUAGUGAUUUCAUAUGUAUUGAGAGUGAAAACAGUCCUGCCACUGAUUCAGCUACACUAUAUGUUAACCAAAGUAUACCCAGAUUUUGCUCCCAAAAGUUUUAUUCUUACUACACACGGAGGGAUGAAGCAUCAGGUCAAUGCUCUGUUCGUAAUCCUUUGACUCCUAUUCCAUUGGAUAAUCUAGAAGCAUCUACUGAUGUUUUGCAAAUAAUCACUCCAAGGCUCACCAAGACUACCAACAGUUUGCCAAGGAAACGCUUCAGUAAUGACAACAAUGAAGUGUAUAUAACAGUUCAAAGCUCCCCUGAAGUUGAAAUUAUUGGCAACAAGAGCAUGCAAUCAAGGAUUCAUGAUAUGACAAAGAAACUUGAUAUGGCCUACAACUCGAAUUUGACUGCCAAUGAGACAAGAAACAAGAAUCCUGACACGACAUAUACUCAUGUUUCUCCUGAAGAUGUAGCCCCAUCUGAAGAUGAUGGUGAUGCUACACAACAGAAAUCCUCAACAGGUGGAAAGGUACCACAUUAUGGUCCGAGGCGAUUGGUGAAACCAACUAUAGUCAUGGGCAAUUCAUAUGAAAAUAUCAGGACUUCAUGGAGAGUGUCAUCUUUGGAGUAUGAUAACUAUGAAGCUAUUUGCAAUCUUGCUUCAUCCAACUUCAGCAAUGAGACUGCUGUUGACCUUGGUGGAGUGCACUGCACUUUCUGGUCUCUUGGGCAAUCCCUCGGGCCUCAAGGUUUUGUUAAUAAUUUUGUAUUAGCAACGUUCUGUCGCCACCUUUUUCUGGGCCCAGGUGGUCACCCAAGUGCUUCAAAGAAACAUUAUUUCUUCCCAAGUGUAUCUGAUAACCUAUUAAAAGAAAUUGAAGAAGCUGACGAAAAAAUCUUAAUGAAUGCAUUUACCAAGUCGACUAAAGCAAAAGCUCUUCAAUCAUCAAAUAUGCUUUUCUUCCCAACCUGCUAUCAAGGCCAUUGGUUUGUUUUUAUUGUUGACAUAAAGGACCAUUGUUUUGUUUUCCUGGACUCUCACUACAGUUCAGAAGAUGAGUUCCACUCACAUGUGAGGGAAAUGAUGGUGCGAUCUUUUGCAUUUCACUGGAACAAGUAUAUCACUGGAACAAGUAUAUUAAAGCAGAGAUGCCAUUUGAUGCGUUUGAAAUUUUGUAUCCUGAUAUGCCUAAGCAUGGCGCAGAUACGAUGUAUGACUCAGGUAUAUAUGCAAUGAUGGCUCUUAAGUAUUGGAUUUCCCCACGCACUUUGCUAUCAGCUAUUUUCCAGCCAAAAGAUGCACCAAGAAUCAGAGCCAAGUUUGCAAAUGACCUGGUUUUUACACAAACAAACACUGGGAGAAAGGAUUUGAUCUCUUCGUACCAUAUGCAACAAGAAUAAUACUCAAGUCGCAAGUAGAGGAAGCAAGGAGAGACUCCAUUUUUGUUCGAAAUGAUCAUUUUUUUCGAAUACGGUGACCCCAUUUUUGUUAUGUGGCACGCAUACGAAAGACAUACAUGUCGAUAUUACAGUUUCCCAUACAUAAAUAUAACUCCAUAUGACUAGAGUACUAUAUAGAUAUGCAUGCUGUUCUAUGCCCUGCGUUCUUCAACCCUCUUGUGUUCCUUUUUUGUGACAUUUUGCUUUUGCUUACUCUUGCACUCCACUUGCUGUAGAACUUGCUUUCUUCCUUUUAUUUGGAUUCUGAUCAGUGCCUGCAAAUUUACAACUUUUUAAAAACAUGAUUCGUUCUUUUCUGCAAAUGAUUAUGUUUCAUGUGUAUCAGAAUAGUACAAUAAUUUGUUUCACAAAUGAUCCCAUAAACCAUAACUUCUGUUGGUUUCUUGUUUGCAUUCCUCUUCUUCUUUUUUGCACUCUGUUCUUUUAUCUGCUCUAUCAGUGUUGUAAGUCUUUUUGCUUUCCGUGGCCGGCCAGUCUGUUUGAGUUUUAUUGGAUCAUUCACAACCACUUGAUCUCCACCACUUUGUAAGGUAUUUGCAGGUAUAGAAGCAGUGUCAUGGCCACUAUUGCUUGCUGCCUGGGUGCUGUUCAUACCUUGCCUGGACAAAAUACCAUCUACUUCGACGUUCAACUCCUGAAACUUUGACAGAAGUAUAUGAGAGCACAAUAUGCCAUCCUUGCUGAACUUCCCACAUAUGCAGUAGUUCUCGUCACAUGUGUUACGAUGGGCAUAAAGCCAGCUAAGAACCCAUGGAAGGCAAAGAAAUAAUGAGCAUCAUGCCUAUCCUUGAACUCCAUCCCAAUCUGAGUACAAUCAUGCUGUGUUGAAACAUCAACUGGCACAUGGUCUUCAUGAUGGUCUGGCUGGGCCUCAUCCUGCAAGUGCAUGUUGUCGAAAAUGUCAAGCUGAGUUUGAGGCUCAUCAUAUUCAUAAGCUUCAUGAUUCAUCCAAUUUGAAGUUGAGAUGUCCUAAUAUAUGCAUGACCACAACAGUUAGAUUACCUGUACUCCCACAGUAGUAUCAGUUCUCUCUUGAGAGUUUCUAAUCUACUCAUACAUCAGCCCAGUGUAGCCUCCCUGUGAAACACAGUUAAAAUCAGUUACAGUAAUCAAAAGCCUCCAGCAGGUGCGCAUUGGCUGCUGUUGGAUAAAUUCUUUUGCUAACUCCGUGACUGGAGUUUUUUGACACCUGACAUGUGCAAACUGGUUGCCUCUGCUACUUGAUCUAUUCCGGAUGAGGAACUGCAGUAGCUUUGAGAUUCUGGAUAUUUCAAACAACCAAAUCUCUGGAGAAAUCUUACAACAUAGCUCACAUUCAGGUUUGCCAUACUAAUUCACCAGAGAUGGAUUUCUUCAGUGAAUAUGACGAUGCCAACAGAAAAUAUUCAUUUUGUUUCAGUUCUCGAAGAAGUUUAAACAGAAACAGCUGUGCCAAGAGGUGCAUUUGGUUCAUUGGUUGCCGAGGUUUGCUGGGACCAGCUUGGUAUUUUCAUUUGGGUAUGCCGCUACAUAGUACCACAACAAGUUGGCUGCUGUAUGUUUAGAAGAAAGAUACAGACUAGCUACCUACUAUCUGUUCGUACGUGUGUCUUCAUUUCCCCCUGAUUUAAUGCUUGAUUUUUCCUUCUCUCAGACGUCGUUCAGAAAAUAUGUGGUCUAAUCAAAUAAUGGACGCACGAAAAUUCUUAACAUGACACCUGCAAAAAUUACCUACAAAGCCUGAUAUUUGAACUGCAGCAGAAAAUGCAAUAUCUUUUUCAGAUGCUCUGAGAGCUCCGAGUCAAUGCCCCCCUCAUCGAUCUUUGCCGCCGACAGGUCACAGAAAAGCAUUGAUCUGCAUGUGGCCUUAUCUGAAUUAAAAAAUUUGUCAUGAUGCAGUGCGUUAGAGACUUCCUUCUUUUAUUCUCAAGUAUGCAGCAUGUUUUCUCAGGUGUCCUUGGCGAUCAUUGUUGUCAGAUUCAAAAUGGAAGGGGCAGAGGAUUGGAGCAAUGUAUAUGGUAUUGAUUUGGCUCAGGCUCAGGCCACUACUUGGUAGAUUGGGCAUAAGGGAGGGAGAAAGAGGAAAGAAAAGGAAAAAGGAAUGCAGCAUGCAUGUUCCAGCAGCUUUGAUAGCUCCAGCAGGUCAGGUUCAUCAUUGUGGUUGAUGAACACAACAUACAAGUUUCUAUGUACUGAACAUCCAAAAGGAAUGCAGCAUGCGUGUUCCAGCAGCUUUGAUAGCUCCAAUAGGUCAGGUUCAUCAUUGUGGUUGAUGAACACAACAUACAGGCUUCUGUGUAAUCUAAUCAUUUUAGACUGUCUUAGAUACUUCAUUGGGCACUGCACGUUAAACUGGUUUAUCAAGCUUCUAUGUACUGAACAUGCUAGCUACUGCUAAUUGUGUUGUGCGCUGAGCUUUGUGAGAUACUAUGUAUCAAUGGAGUUCACUUUGCCUAAA